Molecule: messenger RNA, 4497 nt
Organism: Cyprinus carpio (common carp)
Lineage: Eukaryota; Metazoa; Chordata; Actinopteri; Cypriniformes; Cyprinidae
Product: putative G protein-coupled receptor
Biological process (GO): G protein-coupled receptor signaling pathway
Cellular component (GO): signaling receptor complex; plasma membrane; endosome
Molecular function (GO): G protein-coupled receptor activity
Source: RefSeq, a predicted model, not a curated record
UUGUUCUUUAAAGAACCUAAAUUCUGUGGCAUAGUAUGUUUGCUGUUUUUGUUUGAAACAUUUAGUUUAUUACCGUGAAAAUGUAAGCGUUUUCCCAUCAUUUUUAGUCCAAAUUGUUUAAAGUACAAAUAAUUUCUCAGUAAAACAAAUAAUUGUAUAUUUUAACAAUAUACACUGGAGAACUGUAGCAAUUUUUUAAUGAUGAUAAAUUACACAUAAAUGCUAGUUAUUAGUGUGUGUGUGUUCACUGCUGUGUGUGUGCACUUUGGAUUGGUUAAAUGCAGAGCACGAAUUCUGAGUAUGGGUCACCAUACUUGGCUGUAUGUCACGUCACUUCACUUAAAACCACAAACAAUGUAACUAUUUUGUUAACCUUUCACAUUUAAUUUGCAAUAACGCAUCUAGCUGAAUUUAAGUGCACAGGGGAUUGUACCCACUUGUGUGUGUUUUGCUUAGUUCAACAGUAUAAUGAAAGCAGGACACCUCUUUCAUAAUCCAAAACCUAAAACCUGCACAUCUGUUUAUUAGAUGACCAGACAAUCUGGGCUGAGCAGAGAGAUUACUGGCUAAAAAAAAAAAACAUGCCACAUGGAUUAAAAGUGGAAGUCACUGAUUUACCAGAGCUGUGUAUCUGAAUCAGGGGGAUGGGGACUCUAGAGGUGUUAUUUGUUGCUUUGCCGUAAUUUCCAACCACUUUUCACCCAGAAACCUCCUCUGAAGUUAUUUUUUGCUCUGAAAACGGAGGUAGUGCGAGGUCAAGGCAUUACCAAUAAACAAACUGAUUAACCUAAAACACGCUAGAACAUUCUGUGCAGCUGUAAUAGUGGUGAUGUAAUACAGCCGCUGUGCAUUUUCAUGCCAAAUUACUCCGCAUUCAUUUUCUAGCCCCUAUGGACAUGUGCUGAUGAACUGUGACUAUAGAAGAUUAGAGAUUAGGAUUAUUGGCAUUGUAUAAUGACAUGACUGGUGGAGGUCGUAAUAAAUCAUGGCUGACCAGUUUAAAAAGUUUUUUAAACAACACUGUGGAAUUAUUCGAGACACUGUAGGGUUUACAGUGACUCUCCAACAAAUGACAUCAGUGCGAUGAUGUGUGUGGCUGUGUGAGAGUGAUUAUGUGUGUAUUAUGACGUCUGUGGCGUGAGUGCAUUGUAGUGCUGUGCAGGGGACAGUGAGCUCACGCUAACGCUAAUGCCAGAGAAACCCCAGCAGCUGCAGCCAAACAAGUCAGCUCAUUAUACUCCGCUUCAAAAGUGCUGACCUUUGGCCUCCAGACAAUGAGUCCCCAUUCCUGACUGAUGAAAGAUGGAGAAGCCUGCAUUUCUGCUUUGUGUUUGGUGAACCACACUGUAAACAAUGGAGGCAUCUGGAUUACCUCCGCCAGCACAGCAUAACGAAACUGAACUUAAUGAGACAUUGAGUCAUGGCCACCCUAUGCAUCUGGCUCCCAGCAUGCAGUUAGGGAGCAUGUCCAACCCGCAAUCACGUUUACGAGACAUGUCAGGCCUCGUGGUAAUGGUGACUCUUAAUGCAAUCGCGCUCUUGGCCAAUAGCGGAGUGCUUGCCGUAGUGGUGAAAGUGCCACAUCUCCGCAAGUUCAGUUUGGUAUGUCAUCUCUGCAUCGUGGAUUUGCUAUGCGCCGCUCUGCUGAUGCCGCUCGGCAUCGUCUGUGGCUCACCCUUCUUCGCCGGCAUCGUCUUUUCUGUACUUGAAUGCAGGUUGUACAUUUUCCUCAAUGCCUUUCUCAUAUCUGCCUCUAUCUUUACGGUUACUGUGAUUAGCAUCGAACGCUACUUCUACAUUGUGCAUCCCAUGAGGUACGAGGCUAAAAUGACUCCUUGGUUAUCCGCAGCCGUGAUGGGAUUCGUCUGGGUGGCGUCUACUUUGCUAGGACUUGCUACCGUCUUUGGGUGGCCCAGUUAUGGAAGUAGAAGCUCCAUUGCCGCCACCCAUUGCUCUCUCCACUGGAGCCACAGUGGACACCGAAGAGUAUUUGCUAUUUUAUUCUGCACUCUUUGCUUCUGUGUUCCAGCUGCUAUUAUUAUCGCCGUCUAUGGGAAUGUGUAUAAAGUCGCCCACACGGCUGCACGGGAAAGAGGGCCAAUCCCAAGCUGGACGAUGGCGACCGCUCAUCCGAAGCGUCGGUCUGAUUCUGUCAACAGCCAGACAACGAUCAUCACCACCAGCACGAGCGUCCGCAGAAAUCAAGUCCCUCGCAGGAAAAGGAGAACGUUGGUUGGUGGGAAAGCGGCUCUAACUUUAGCCAUCAUUGUGGGUCAGUUUCUGCUCUGCUGGCUGCCUUACUUCGCCUUCCACCUGCAUUUGUCACUGGGAUUCUCCCAUAGUACCUCAGAAGAAGCUGAGGGACCGGUCACAUGGCUGGCGUAUUCAACGUUCGCAGUAAACCCUUUUUUUUAUGGUCUGCUCAACCGUCAGAUUAGGGAGGAGCUGUGUAAGAUGCUCUUUUGUUGCCGAUCGGCCGGCAGACCAGUGCGGCCCUCAGCGUCGUGCCACGAACGUUCGGGACAUGAAGACUUUUUUCAUUUCUUGCGCAGGAGUGGCGACAGGGACGGAGUUAGAUGCAGUUAUCACAUGGCUACACCGAGAAGCACACUGGAGCAGACUAGUUUUAGGAUACCUGGGCAAAUACCUGAAGAGAUCACCUAAACUAAACGAAAUAUUCAGACUAUUAAUUUUUGAGUCUAAAUCAUUCUCUUUUUUUGUAAUAGAGUUGGAGUUUUAUUAUAAAUUAUUAUUUUAGCCUUUUUUAUCUUUGAAAUUAAAUUUCACUCUAUUUUCUAAAUGCAUUCUAUUGAUCUUAUCGUGUAUAAUUAAUUCAUGGCUCAACAGUGAGAGCAUUUCACUCACAUUUGCAGCUAAAAAUAGCUGUGUGGCAACUGUAAAAUAUAUUUAGAAACAUGUAUGUGUGUGUGCAUGAAUGCGGGUCCUUUAAAAAAUCAGUUUUAUAAAAUUUUAGGUCAUGAUAUUUUAAAUGGUAUAACAAAUGAUCAUUUUAAAUGGUCUUAAAUUUAACAGGAGUCAUGAUGUAGCCUAAUGUGAUUAUUAAAGGCUAUGAUUUGAUUAAUGAAGUGUUGCACAUGCAGUAAUGCAGUGCUGUUGCUCAGUUCAAAACAAUUUGCAGUCUAUGAAUGCCAUGAUUUACUGUUGACAGAUUGACAGUGUUUACUUUAUGGUGUUUAUAUUGUAAUAUGUACAAUAUUACAGCAUAAACAUUUCAAAAUAAGAGUCAGAGUUAAAGUUAAAGUGGGCCUCUAAAUAUUUACAUAAUUAUUAUAACAGACUGAAGUAAAACUAUUUAAAAAGCUAGUGUAAGUAAAUUAUUUGUGUCUGGUUAUUAAGGAAAAAUACAAUAUUUAACAAAAAAAAUUAGCACUAUAACAUUUUUCAACUUAUGGGAAAAAAGUAAGCACUGCAUGUUUAUGUUUAUAUAUAUAUAUAUAUAUAUAUACACAUACACACACUAUAAAAAAUUGUUCACAAUAAGAUCUUGCAUGUGCAUUAAGAAAACAAACAGGGUAGGUUUUGAUGUUUUGAUGCUACAUAGACUUUAAAGAGGGCGGCCUCACUGUGACUGGCAACACAGUGACAACCAGUGAACAACAAAUGCCUUCAUCCAAUCACAACUCUUUCUAGGGGUGACUCUGCCCACAUGUUUACAAACACAGAGCUGAUUUUUUUAAUGACAUUAUGAACUGAAAUUAAAUAUUUGUUGCCUAAACUUUUAAUGUAAUCAGGCUAAACCAGUAUUUACAUUAAUAUGUAUAAAAAGCACUACAGAAAUGAUAAUUUAUUCUGUUGUAUUACUGUAUUUCUACUGCACUAUUUAAUUUAAUUUAUUUAAAAAAUUAAGUAACGUAAUGACCAAAAUCUUUACAAACCUUCAUACAAAAAAGAACUUAUAAAAAGUGUUUUGAACCAAUUUCUACUUAUUUAUUUCUAUUAUUUGUAAUGCAAAGGAUGACCUCAGCUAUCUGCUGUAUUUCUUUUCUACUGUAAAACUGUAAAUAUCACACAUGGGCUGAAGUAACAAAGACAAAUUGUUUCGUUGUUCAAUGAAGACACUAUAGUCACAGAAAGCUUGACAUAUACGGAUUCAGUUCAAUGCAGCAUAUGUUCAGUUGUGUUGCAUUUACAGUUCAUUGUGCUGAUUGAAUGGUGUGCUAUAUGGAGCCACCCAUUACAUCACACUGUUUUUAUUUGUGCUUGCUUUAUUUAUACAAUGUGUCCAUUACUGUUUUUGUUUUUAUGGCGAUGGAUAGAGCUGUAUUUGUGUAUUUAUGUGGAGGAUGGUACUGUACAUAUGUACAACUGAUUUUCUUGUUUUGUUUAUUUCAGAUGUACAUUUUCAUUCAGGCUAAUUAGUCACUAAACAAUGAAGUACAAUAAAGAAUGGGCAACAUAUUAAUCAGUAACUAAUAGUGUUUACCUGCUAUACCAAAAUUUGGGGUCAGGAAAAAUCAAAACAUUUAAAAAAAAAAA